GCAGACGCAGACGCAGACGCAGACGCAGACGCAGGCGCAGGUCACCGGAGCUCGAAUUUGGCUAAGAGUAAUUGAUUCGAUCCAGUUCAAUUCAAUUCGAUUUACCUGCUGCACUGACCCGAACGGCCGCUACGCUACGCUACCUCCGCUCUAGCAGUGGCUCUCUCACUGGACCUAGGACCUAGACCUGGACCUGGACCUGGAUCCAAUCCAACUUAAUCUCCCUACAUACACGCAAUCGCGGUUUGAUUACCCUUUGUACCAUUUUGACGACUGGGAGGGAAUAUUAGGAAAGUCGGCGUUUUUCAGCGCCCGGCAACCCAUCUCAACCGCCCAUCAUGUCCUCGGCCGACAAGACUAGACAGUCGUCUGGCGGCAAGGGAGGCGGUUUCUUCUCGAGGAGCAAGCACAAGAGCAGCGCAAGCGACAGACGCGACGAAAAUGACGCCGUCUCCGUCCACUCCAUCCCCCGAUCGACUCGACACGAGAGAGGGACCUCGAUCAUAUCCGUCGACCGUCCUGUCACCCCCGAGUCGGGCGUGAAUCACAUGGCCGGUCCCAUCACUGCCAUACCCUACGACACCACCAAUGCAGACCGACGCAGUCCUAUAGCCAUGGAUUACUUACCCCGACCCAACCAGGCCCCCGUGCGAAGAGAUCCUUUACCACAUCAGCUCAACAAUAAGUCCACCAGUGAUUUUCACCAAUAUCCUACAAUAGAAGCUAACACCCACUCACAUAUGUCUUCUGGUUCUCAUCUAUUAGGCCCAAAACCCCCGGUACACGCCUCCAACAUAACAAUGGCCUCCACCGGCCAGCGCAAUACUCAGUUCCAACAAUGGGGGCCCGGCGGCGCUCCUCAGAUGCCUAGAGGCAGCACAGCCAGUCAAUUUAGCAACAUAGAUCGCGGCAUCGGCUAUAAUGCUAGAGUUGAUUCUUUAGCAUACUCCAACUACUCGGCUGGGAGGGUAUCCAGGGAGAGCGAUCAGUCCAGCAUAUUUUCAGGUAAUGGAGGACCCCCAGAUUCUGCAACAACACCGCGCUCAUCCAGACUAUUACCAGCCCUGCCCAGCGCCACCUCUCAGAGCUCCUUCAACUCCCAGUUUUCCGGCCGAGACUCGCAACGAUUAACCAGGUUCCCAGGCGGCCCCUAUUCGCCCAGCGCAGUGAGCGGCAAUGGUGGCGGCGGAGGGGGGGGUGCAGGUGGACCUGACGGGGCGAAUCUCACGAGGCCGACCGACGACACGGUAACCGAGCAGAUGUUCUACGAACUUAUGCAAAAGCGAGGAUGGCACAACCUGCCCGAACAAGCGAAGCGCCAGAUGGUCGCAUAUCCGACCUCGAAAAAAUGGACUCUCAUUUACCAGGACCGAUUAACCGAAUGGCAGGGAGAACAGAAGAGAAGACAGACCGCCAAGGCAAACCAGUACUCACAAAUCGAUCUCGGCGUCGUUUCCUCCUCGGAUGAAGAAGGAUCCCCUGAGUGGUAUGUGCGCAAAGUCAUGGACAACACCCUCGACACAAAGGGCUUGGGAAGUUUGGAGGUCAACCUCCGGACGCAACAAAUUGGUUGGGUGAAGCGGUUCAUCGAAUGCCAGGGUCAGAUAGCGCUUACGACUUUGCUUUUGAAAAUCAACCGCAAGACCGCCGUGGGCCCAGCCGCGCCGACCGACUCAAAGGCCAGUGAGAAAAAUCUCGAUAAAGAGUAUGACAUCGUCAAGUGUUUGAAGGCAUUGCUCAACAACAAAUACGGCGCUGACGAUGCGCUUGCUCACCAGCAAGUCGUGGUGGCCUUGGCAACAUCACUCAUUUCACCCCGCCUGACUACGAGGAAACUCGUUAGUGAUGUCCUGACCUUUUUGUGCCACUGGGAAGCCGGGGAUGGCCAUAUCAAGGUCAUUGAGGCUAUGGAUGUGGUCAAGUCCCAGCAAAACGAAAAUGGACGUUUUGACGCUUGGAUGCGACUCGUCGAAGUCACUGUCGAUGGACGAGGAAAGAUGGGCAGUCUUGUCGGAGCCAGCGAGGAAGUGCGUAGCGGUGGUAUCGGCAUGGAAAACCUACUCAUGGAGUAUGCUGUUGCGACUCUCAUCCUCAUCAACAUGAUUGUCGAUGCGCCCGAGGGCGAUCUCCAGCUGCGGAUGCACCUUCGUGCACAGUUCGGUGCUUGUGGGAUCAAGCGGGUCCUCACCAAGAUGGAGGCAUUCCAGUAUGACCUGAUAGACAAGCAAGUCGAGCGGUACCGGACCAACGAAGCUAUUGACUAUGAGGAUAUGCUUGAGCGCGAGGGCAGUAGCAUGAAAGACAGCAUCGAGGGCGAGGUCAAGGAUCUGAAUGACCCAGUACAAAUCGUCGAUGCUAUACAGCAACGUAUUAUGGGAACCAAAACCCAGGACUAUUUUGUCUCGGCAUUGCAGCAUCUACUGCUAAUUCGCGAAAAUGACGGGGAAGAGAGAUUGCGUAUGUUUCAACUCGUGGACUCGAUGCUUAGCUAUGUGGCCAUGGAUAGGAGGCUACCAAAUAUGGAUCUCAAACAAAGCCUGAACUUCACUGUCCAGAGCUUGUUGGACAAGCUGCACACUGACUCCGAAGCCCGGCAAGCCCUCGAUGAAGCAUUGGAGAGCCGGCAAAUCGCCGACGCCGCCAUGGCAGAGCGAGACGAGGUGAAGGCCAAGUUGGAGCUAGGCGCCGAUGGUCUGGUUGCGCAAUUGCAAAAGCAAUUGGACGAGCAAGCUAGGUUCAUCGAAGCGCAGAAACGACAAGCCGAUGGACUCAAAGCUGAGCUCGAGAAUCUGCAGGCCAUACGAGCCAAGGAGGCUCAGCGCUAUGAGCUUGAGACCAGAGAGCUAUAUCUCAUGCUUAGGGACGCACAGGAUGUCGCUGCAUCACAAGCUGUCAAAGGCGGGGCCGAAAACAAGAUUGGGGUGCCUGCUGCGGAGGAGGACCCAGUUCGUAUGCAAGGAAUUCUGGACCGACAGAGGCUCAUGGAACGUUUGCAAAUGCAAAUUGAGCGUCAGAAGACGCAGUAUAAGCUCGAAGGUAGGGUAUGGGGUGACACUGUUGGCCCAUCCGACCGCUUACGUGCUCUGCGUGAAGAGAUGGAUGGCUUUGCCUCGGACGGCUUCUCUCCUGACGGCUUCGCUGCACCAGAGGGAGCCGGGAUGCCACCAGAAGGUUUUUACAAUAGCGUUCUCGGUGCCGUCAACCGGCAAACCAGCCGCCAGACCAGGAUACCAAGGAAGCCCAUCAACCCUCAGGGCGAGGCUUUUGCUGAAGACGAAGGAGAUGAAGACGACAUUGUCUUUGAGAAGCCCAGGGUUGUCGAAAUUAGGAGACCCGUCAUGGACCCUAGACAAGCCAGUAAUCUCAUGUCUGAGAUUCGGGCCAAAAGCAAGAAGGAGGAUGCUAGUGAUUCUGAAGACGGAGAUGAGGUCACCACCGGUCCAUCCCAUCCCAGCUUGGAAUCACAGUCGCCAAUUACGCCAAGCGAUCCUGACACGUCAAAGAUUCAGGUAACUGGUACAGGUGGUCCACCACCACCUCCACCGCCUCCACCACCACCAAUGCCAGGUGCUAUUCCCGGCGCACCCCCGCCGCCUCCCCCGAUGCCCGGCUCUAUCCCGGGUGGCCCCCCUCCACCUCCACCACCACCGCCGCCGCCGCCGCCGCCUCCUAUGCCAGGUCAAAUGCCGGGCGGUCCCCCUCCUCCUCCACCUCCGCCACCGAUGCCGGGUGGUAUGCCUGGCGCUCCUCCACCGCCUCCGCCAAUGCCCGGUGCCAUGUCCGGACAUUUCCUUUCUGCGCAAAACAACUUUGCCUCUCCUGCGACUAUGGGUCUACCCAUUGUCAGACCGAAAAAGAAGCUCAAGGCACUUCAUUGGGAGAAGGUUGAUGUGCCGGAAGCCAGUCACUGGGCUGCUCAUGCUCCUACUGCAGAGGAGAGAGAAGAGAAGUAUAUCGAGCUCAGCAAAAAGGGUAUUCUUGAUGAGGUCGAAAAGCUAUUCAUGGCCAAGGAGAUCAGACAGAUCGGUGCGGGAGGCCACAAAAAGAAUGACAAGAAGCAGAUCAUCAACGGAGAUCUACGGAAAGCUUACGCUAUCGCUCUUUCGAAAUUCUCCCAAUUUUCUGUGGAGAAGAUUGUACAGAUGAUCAUCCACUGCGAUAAGGAUGUGCUUGACAAUCCUGUGGUCAUGGAUUUCCUCCAAAAGGAUGACCUGUGCAACAUUCCAGAUAGUACAUCGAAACAGCUAGCGCCUUACAGCAAGGACUGGACUGGACCCAACGCUAAUAAAGAAGAUCGUGAGCAGGAUCCAUCCGAACUUACUAGAGAGGAUCAAAUCUAUCUCCAGACGGCCUUCGAAUUACACCACUACUGGAAGAGCAGAAUGCGUGCUCUUGCGUUGACGAGAAGCUUUGAGAUUGACUACGAGGAGAUCAACGACAAAAUUCGACAGGUCGUCGAGGUCUCCGAGUCCCUUCGAGACUCCGUGUCGCUGAUGAACGUCCUCGGCCUUAUCUUGGAUAUCGGUAACUACAUGAACGACGCUAACAAGCAAGCACGUGGUUUCAAGCUCAGCUCACUGGCCCGUCUCGGCAUGGUCAAGGAUGACAAAAACGAGUCUACUCUUGCUGAUCUUGUCGAACGUAUUGUCCGCAACCAAUACCCCGAAUGGGAGGGCUUCACCUUGGACAUUCAGGCUGUCGUUGCGGUGCAGAAGAUUAAUGUCGAACAACUUCAGGCUGAUGCCAAAAAGUAUAUCGACAACAUUAAGAACGUCCAGAUGUCGCUAGACAGUGGCAACCUGUCCGACCCUAAGAAGUUCCAUCCACAAGACCGUGUCAGCCAGAUCGUUCAGCGCAUUAUGAAGGAAUCCCGGCGCAAGGCCGAGCAGAUGAGCUUGUACCUUGAGGAGAUGGUCAAGACAUACAACGAUAUCAUGGUCUUUUACGGUGAAGACCCGGCCGAUGAAGGUGCUCGUCGUGACUUUUUCGCCAAACUGGCUCUGUUCCUUAACGACUGGAAGAGGUCUCGGGAGAAGAACGUCAAUCUCGAAGAUACGAGGCGCAGGAACGAAGCCAGCAUGAAGCGCAAAAAUGCACAAUUGAAGAUCAACGCCAUGAACGCCGAAGGUAUUGCAGCUUCACCAGCAAGCCCAGCUAGCGCUGGUGCAAUGGAUAGUUUGCUUGAGAAACUUCGCGCUGCCGCUCCACAAGCAAGAGAUCAACGCGAUCGCAGGCGAAGAGCACGUCUCAAGGACCGACAUCAAGUACGCAUUGCCAGUGGGCAAGAUGUCCCAGACAUCAACGAAAUUCCAGACAUUGAACCUGAGUUGCGGUCGGACGGUACUAGUGUCGCGGAUACAAAUGAAGUACCCACUAGUCCUGGGCUUCUUUCUCCAACUUCUGCUGAGAGUGUUACUGGAGAGGAUAGCCUUGCUUCAAGGGCUGAGAUGUUGCUGCGUGAUAUGCGUGGCGGUGGCGAUGGGGCCGCCGAAGAAGGGGGUGAUACCAGACGCAGCAUGCGUCGCAAUGCUGCAGAAGAAAGGCAGGCAAGACGCAGAAGGCUGAAGAGUGGAAGCACGGCUAGUGCAGGCGACGCCUCUGCUGCUGAAAGUGAACCGAUCAAGAGUCCUACAACUGACGAAACGCCGCCUGUGCCUACUGUUGCUGUAACAGGGGCUGACGACGACUGAAGGAUUAUAGAUGAAGAAAGGAUGUUGAAGAAUACGUAAUGUUUACAAUACUCGGAGGAGGAGCAAGAGCAUAACAAGCGCUGCGCCGCAAACAUUUUAUAACGGAGAAGGUUAGCGCCGCACAUCGUAUUUAUCACUACAAGUGAUACGCAUAUAAUUUAUGCAGGCUCUGUCGAUACCCAUAGCAUAUGCUGGCGCACGUCCUUCUAACCAUUUGCGGGCGACUCUCUUUGGACCGUCUCACCCCAAGCGAGUUGUCGAUACCAGAGGAGCUAGCCAAUCACAGCUGGGAAGGAUAUCCUGGUACCGGGGG
Molecule: messenger RNA, 6003 nt
Organism: Truncatella angustata
Lineage: Eukaryota; Fungi; Ascomycota; Sordariomycetes; Amphisphaeriales; Sporocadaceae
Exons: 2
Coding region: 339-5690 (1783 amino acids)
Biological process (GO): actin filament bundle assembly; mitotic actomyosin contractile ring assembly; barbed-end actin filament capping
Cellular component (GO): cell division site; mating projection tip
Molecular function (GO): actin binding; small GTPase binding
Source: RefSeq, a predicted model, not a curated record